Molecule: messenger RNA, 957 nt
Organism: Gekko japonicus
Lineage: Eukaryota; Metazoa; Chordata; Lepidosauria; Squamata; Gekkonidae
Product: olfactory receptor 51L1-like
Exons: 2
Coding region: 1-957 (318 amino acids)
Biological process (GO): G protein-coupled receptor signaling pathway
Cellular component (GO): membrane
Molecular function (GO): olfactory receptor activity; G protein-coupled receptor activity
Source: RefSeq, a predicted model, not a curated record
AUGCAGAAAUAUAACAGUAACAACAGCAGUGGCCCGGUCUUCCUGUUGAUGGGAUUUCCAGGGCUGGAGAUGUACCACCCCUGGAUCUCCAUCCCCUUCUGUUCCAUCUACCUCAUGGCACUGCUGGGGAACAGCGCCAUCCUCGUGGUCAUCAGGACCAACCGAAGCCUUCACGAGCCCAUGUAUGUCUUCCUUUCCAUGCUGGCCCUGACCGACCUGGGCUUGUCUCUCUCCACGUUGCCCACAGUGUUGGGCCUCUUCUGGUUCAACAUCCGGGAGAUCGACUUCACCGCCUGUGCUGCCCAGCUCUUCUUCAUUCACACCUUCUCGUUCAUGGAAUCCUCAGUGCUCUUGGCCAUGGCCUUUGACCGCUACGUCGCCAUCUGCAGCCCGCUGCGGUAUACCAGCAUCCUGACAAAUCCGGUGUUGGUCAAGAUUGGCCUGGCCAUUGCUGUAAGGAGUUCAGCCAUUGUGCUCCCCACACCCUGGCUGCUCAGGAGAUACAGGUACUGCAAGAGGAACUUGCUUUCCCAUUCGUUUUGCCUGCACCAAGAUGUCCUGAAGCUCUCGUGCUCCGACUCCAGGGUCAACAGCAUCUACGGCUUGUGCGUCGUCCUCUCCACGUUGGUGAUCGACUCUUUGCUCAUCCUGCUGUCCUAUGUGAAGAUCAUCAGGACCGUCACGGCCAUCGCCUCCAGGGAAGAACGGUCCAAGGCGUUCAACACGUGUGUCUCCCAUAUCUGCGUUGUCUUGAUCUUCUUUAUUCCUGUGAUUGGGGUGUCCAUGGUGCACCGUUUUGCAAGGCACAGCUCCCCCAUUGUCCAUAUCCUCAUGGCUGACGUGUAUCUCCUUAUUCCUCCUGUCCUCAACCCCAUUGUGUAUAGCAUAAAGACCCAGCCCAUCCGCAAGGGGGUCCUGUGGGUAUUUGGCAGGAGAAGGAACACCCAUUUCCGGUGA